This is a messenger RNA of Oldenlandia corymbosa var. corymbosa, 561 nucleotides long. Lineage: Eukaryota; Viridiplantae; Streptophyta; Magnoliopsida; Gentianales; Rubiaceae. The record is from the annotation of a GenBank genome assembly.
AUGUCCGGAAGAGAAGAAGAAAGUGAUUCCGAUGCGCCGGAGGAAUUCACUUCCCAGCAGGGGAUUGAGCAACACCAACAAUUGUCAAGAGUUCAAAGUGAAGAAAAGGCCAGAGUUGCUCGUGAGGGAAAGGAGCGACGGAGACGAUGGGCUCAAAAGUUGAUUCCACAAUCAUCACGAGAGGGGGAGAGCAUUGAAGAUGUGAAGGAGAGCAUUGAGGAUGUUAAGGAAGAUGAAACAGGAACAGAGUCCUUUGGUAGAAUAGGGAUGCUGCCUGAUGAAAUAGUUAAACAGCUUGCAGCCCGUGAGAAGAAAGUUUUCUCAUCGGAAUUAGAAGAAGAUCAACCCACAAAGAAGCCUUCAUCACUGAAGAAAAGAACAAAAAGAACAGGGUUAGAACCUGUAAUUCUUGAGGAGAUACCCCCACCUCAAUGCUUACAGAGUUCGUUGGAUUUUCUUAAGAAACGAAAAAUGCAAGUUUCCAGAUCCUCGGCCGUUUUGAACAAUUCAGGUCAAGCGCUACGGCUUAUUUCUACUUCUGGCUUACUAUCUAAGAGGUGA